Daldinia childiae is the source of this 1233-nucleotide messenger RNA. RefSeq lists its product as uncharacterized. Lineage: Eukaryota; Fungi; Ascomycota; Sordariomycetes; Xylariales; Hypoxylaceae. The transcript has 3 exons. The record is from RefSeq and is a predicted model, not a curated record. Gene Ontology annotation, biological process: mRNA splicing, via spliceosome. Gene Ontology annotation, cellular component: spliceosomal complex. Bases 1 to 1233 code for a protein of 410 amino acids.
AUGGAUAGUACGGCUUCGGAGUCGACACCCGUACCUCAAGUAAUAUUUCGUGGGAAAAAAAGGAAGACUUACAGACAACGAGCAGAACCCACCGACGAUGACAACGACGAACGAUCCAGAUCCGUAGAGACACCACGACUAGAAGGAACACCGAUCGCAUCAGACACUCCCGGAAAAUCUGAAGUCGCCACCCCGAUUCAAUGCGAGGGCGCAGAGGAUGAAGAAAAAGGUCUCUCAGUAGCCGAAGUUCUACGUCUACGCAAUGCGCGAAAGGCUCGAUUAGGCGGCGUCAAGUUCGGCGCAGGAAGCAGCUACAACUCCAACGAUGCAGCAGCUGCCGCCAAUGGCUUAGGAGACGGUCUCGAUGACCUUAGUCUAAUGAUCCGCGAGGAAGAGAACAAGGUGUUAGACAUCGCAGCAGGCGUAAAAAAGCGUUUUGCGCCGCAGACCGGUAUGGCGGCAGAACUAGUGAACAAGCACAUGGAGGAGUAUAUAGAAUCCGAAUUAGCCAGGCGACACAACGCUGUGGCACUGUCUUCCCACUCAGCCGCGCGCUCGUCUAAUCGGGGGCAACAGCAGCAGCAGCAGCAGCAGCAGCAGCAACAACCGGCGACAGCGGCGGUGACGACGGUGCCCAGACCCGAGCAGCAGAAUAGAGCGCUACAAGGCCAGCUUAUGGAGAUCGACCUUGGCGACGAGGCCCGCAGCCGCAAUGAGGCGCUGACGGAGCGCGCUCGGCGGAAGUUACACGGCGAAGCUAUUGAAGAUGACGACGAGCAGCAGCAGCAGCAGAGCGGUCGGCCGAAGAAGGUCCGGCUCGGACGGGAUGGCAAACCCUGGAGGUCGAGGAAUAGGCGGAAUAGCGACGAUAUCAAGAGGGACCAAUUGGUCGAGGAGAUUCUCCGGGAAAGCAGACUCGACGUAUACGAAGCGCCCACCCCGCCCCCCGCCGCAUCCGGCAGCGGCGCUGAAGACGACGGCGCAGCCGACGACCGGAUCGCCGAGGAGUUCCGGCGCGAAUUCAUGGAUGCCAUGGCCCAGCGCCAGCAGAAGCGCAAGAAGCCGACGAACGCGCCGCCCGGUUCCGGGCCCGGGGGCGCCGGCAAGGGCGGCGCUGCCGCCGACGAAGACGUUCUUAAGGGCCCCAAGCUCGGCGGGAGUCGCAACGUGCGCGCCGCCAUGCGCAAUCUACUACUGGAGAAGGCGAAGGAAGCGAAGGGGAAGACUCGGUGA